AGAGCAGAACGAGCAGCGGCGCCGCGAGAUGGAGGGCCGGCUGGCGGAGCUUGGCGCCGAGAGGGACGCCCUGGCGGAGCGUGUGCGUGACUUGGGCAAGCAGCUGGACGGCGCGAACGCCCUUUUGUACGAUGCUGCGCGCGCGUGCGACGCACUGGGCGGGGCGGUUGGACUCUCGGCGCCCGAGGGUGACGGUGAAGUUGACGGCGCGCACGUCGCUGACCGCCUCCAGCGUGUGUCUGGAGUCGUGCAGGAGCAGGCAGAGCAGAACGAGCAGCGGCGCCGCGAGAUGGAGGGCCGGCUGGCGGAGCUUGGCGCCGAGAGGGACGCCCUGGCGGAGCGUGUGCGUGACUUGGGCAAGCAGCUGGACGGCGCGAACGCCCUUUUGUACGAUGCUGCGCGCGCGUGCGACGCACUGGGCGGGGCGGUUGGACUCUCGGCGCCCGAGGGUGACGGUGAAGUUGACGGCGCGCACGUCGCUGACCGCCUCCAGCGUGUGUCUGGAGUCGUGCAG
Messenger RNA from Trypanosoma rangeli, 514 nucleotides. RefSeq lists its product as uncharacterized. Lineage: Eukaryota; Euglenozoa; Kinetoplastea; Trypanosomatida; Trypanosomatidae. The record is from RefSeq and is a predicted model, not a curated record. The annotation marks the transcript as partial. The transcript has a single exon.